This is a messenger RNA of Saccostrea echinata, 858 nucleotides long. RefSeq names its product ficolin-1-like. NCBI's taxonomy places the organism in Eukaryota, Metazoa, Mollusca, Bivalvia, Ostreida, Ostreidae. The record is from RefSeq and is a predicted model, not a curated record. The coding region runs from base 1 to 840 and encodes 279 amino acids. The transcript has 5 exons.
AUGGGUGUCAGUUUUUCACUUUCCUCAAAAGUGGCAAUGAAGCAAAAUUCUGACAUUUUCUCUGAGUUUGAAAUAAACCGGCCUGGGAGUCCUUUGAUACAAUGUGCCUCUGUAUGUGCCCAGUCAGUGGUCUGUUAUGGUGUAGAACUUUGUAACACAAAACCAAAAUGCUGUCGACUAUGGGGCGCAACAUUUACUAACGACGAGACGGAGCAAGUAACGAUCAAGUGCGCACGUUAUACAAAGGUAUGGGGAUGUUCUCAUCCCUGUGAUAGCUUUGACUCGACCGGUGUUCAAACUCUUAUUGUUCAUGGAAGGUUAAUGGAAGUUUAUAAGUGUUUCCGUGGAAACCAUAUGUGGACUGUUGUACAAAGAAGGCUGGGCGGCUCUGUUUUGUUUAACAGGAAUUGGUCAAGUUACAAAAAUGGAUUUGGUUCCUUAUCUUCUGAAUUUUGGCUAGGAAAUGAAAACAUUCAUCUGUUAACAAAAAAUGGUCAUACUUAUCUGCGAUUCGACCUAAUGGAAAGUAAUGGGGAAUGUAAGUACGCGGAGUACCGUUAUUUCUACGUUGACACCGAGGAAAAUAUGUAUAAACUCACGGUUUCCGGAUACUCUGGAAACGCAGGAGACGACAUGGAUUACCAUAAUGGCAUGAACUUCACCACUUCUGAUGUUACUGAGUGGUACUCCUGUGCCUCUGUCUAUGAGGGCGGCUGGUGGUUUCGAAGUUGUUACCAUUCAUUCCUUAACGGAGAAUACGGACGUCGUGUUCAUUGGGGUACUUUGACUAGCAACGUAUUGUCUUUGAAAGAAGUCGUCAUGAUGAUUCGGAAACCCUAAUGUAUAUGAAAGUGAAAA